This is a messenger RNA of Sabethes cyaneus, 2351 nucleotides long. RefSeq lists its product as uncharacterized. Bases 1 to 2247 code for a protein of 748 amino acids. The transcript is spliced from 6 exons. The record is from RefSeq and is a predicted model, not a curated record. Lineage: Eukaryota; Metazoa; Arthropoda; Insecta; Diptera; Culicidae.
AUGGUUCGUCUCGUAGUUCUACUGUUGUGUAUUUCAAUGACAACUACCCAGAAGCCAGGCAACUUCAACCUGAAAGAGAAAGCUGGAUUCCGUGCUAACCAAUCGUCGGACGUGGAUCCACAAGUGCUUGAAAUCCACCGUCAGAACCUCAUUACCCAGAAAAUUCUGCAACGCUAUCUGGAGAGGCGAUUGCAUCCCGAGAGGAAACCUCAAAUCCGAGUGCCUUCGGUGGACGAAAUCCUGGCCAGAUCACUGACGGCCAACUCGAUACGAGAUACGCGUCAACAGAGCCAGAAUUCUACUGGCACAUACAAGACUGGAUCUGCAGCCAAUCGAUAUAAUUUGUUCAUCGAUUACGGUAGUGAACCGGGCGAUGAAGCCCGAAGGCAACAGCAGCAGCAGCAGAAUGACGACGAAGACUACGAGAUAGAGCAAGACUUGGAUCAGUAUGACGAUCUGGGCGGCUCGCUGGAUAAUGAUCACAUCGACAUCGAUUCGCUGCAGUCCGGUGAAUCGGAGCACGUGGAUUCAUUCUAUCGAGAUAGAUUCUACCGGCACAAAGCAUCACAGAUAAGCAGACAUAACACUCACUCCAUAUACGAAUCAACCAUAGACGACGAUUUUGAUGACGCAGAGGAGAUCUUAGCGAGCGAACUGACAAACGAGAUUCCACUUUUGCCAGAAAUGAACCAACAGGAAGACACUGACCCAAAUUCGUUGGCGGAUUUGAUUCAACCCACUAAAGUGAGAGAAAAACGCCAGGUCAUUAAUAGCCGCACCAACCGACGAAGCAGAACAGCUCAACAACAACAUCAUCAACAACAACAACAACCACGGGAACAAACUAUAACUAAUCGGAUAGACUCGAGAUAUUACAUUUCUGAUGAUUACGUAGAUUACACAACAACACCCAAAUUGACCAAAAACUUGCGGGAUAAUUGGGCGGAGUACAGAAUUUUGUCGAAAAGCAAAGCGUCUGGCAAUGACAUCAGAACUAGUCGUCCGAGAACUACGGCCAGUCAGAGCACACUGGUCAGAAAUGCAGCGAGAUCUAGAAAUCGCAACACUUUAAAAUCGUUAGCUUACAAGCCUACCUACAAUACACGAAGGCCAUCGUUCACUCUGUCUGCCUACGGAGGCAAUAAACCAACCGUUCGCGGAAACGCUCGACGAGGAGGAAACCAUCGAACAUACAAAGACGAAGAGCAACGUGUUGUGGUCAAUCGCUAUGGUCAUACGACAACCAAUUCCGAUUGGCGUAGAAAAACCGUUAGCAUGGGUACUACUAGUCUACAGCCCAGUACUCCGGCCUUGACUGUGACAUUUUAUCUUACGACGGAUGCUACAGUAUCAUUGGUUACCAAUUCCCGUACAGAAAUCAGUCUCAUCAAAACUACCACGACUAGCAUCGAGGAGAUAUGUACUACUUGUUUUUCGCUGACACAGGGCCCUAAUGGAUUACCGGUUCACGUUCUGAACAAAGAAAUCACUUCCUUCAACAAUGACGGUCUAUUCGAAAUUACCAAAUUUAUUUUGAGUUCCACUCCAACCACGACUAUUUCGGUUUCCCAGAACACGUUCCGUGGUCGUUCGACAGCUUACUCUGCUACGAUUUCAACUACAAUCUAUGAAGCGACCCCGUUUGUACAAACUAAAGGAAGCAAUCCCAAUAGUGCAGUCCUUUCCAAUGCACCAUUAGCCAAUAUUCUUUUAUCGCAGCUGUUGUUAGGCAAUCUUGGUGUUGGCGAACCUAAUUUUGCUCCUCGACCAACAGAGUUCAUUCCAGAUCCCAACCGCUAUCAACUGGUUGUAACAACAAAUGUCGAAUAUAAAACUCACGUUAAGCAGGUGAUUAGCACUGUUACCCAGACGAAAUCCAUAGUGCUGCCGGUAACUUUCCAGGGUCGUGAAAUCUUGACUACUGUGUAUGACAGCGAAGUCACGGCAACGGUUAUUACCUCGUUUGUAACUGAAACCCUAACGGUACCAACCACUUCUACGAUCAGGAUUCAACCAACGACAGAUGAUCUGUCAAAUAAAUUGAGCCUACUGCUUCCACUAUUGGAAGAGCGCGAACGGAGGAACCAACUUCUUUCGGCAGCAGCUGCAGAGCCAGUGUUGCCAAUUAUAUCGACCCCACCUCCCACUCCGACAAUGCUAUCUAGUGCAUCAGUUUCGAAAGUUUAUGUGUCCGGACAGCAUCCCGGCGAGUUCAGCGUGUCAUUCACCACUAUACUUAACACGUGAACCAGCAGCACUGGCGAAUUAAGCAGUAGGUGAAGUAGAUCAAAUCUAGCGAUGGCCUACUUUUUAGGGUAUAAUCAAUUAGGAUACAUUUUAACAAAAUUGCC